AUGGGCUCCCCGCUGCGAAAGACCAAGCAAGCCCAUAUUGUUGAGUCAGCGCUGACCCAGCUCCCCGCUGUCCCCAGGCUAACCCCGGUCAGGUGGAGCCGCUACAGCGCCGAAUACCAGGAUCCCCAGACCGACAAGGAGUAUUUCCGAAAGCCCGCCGCCGAGCUGACCGAAGAGGAGCGCUAUGUGCAGGAGCUCAGAAAGACUCAGCUCAUCAAAGCUGCCCCGGCCACCAAGACGGGCUCGGUGUUUGAAGACCCAAUGGUCAGUAAAUUCACCAACAUGAUGAUGAAGGGAGGAAACAAGGUGCUGGCCCAGCAGCUCAUGGAGCAGACACUGGAGGCUGUGAAAAGGAAGCAGUUUGAGAAGUACCAUGCCGCCUCGGCAGAGGAGCAGGCAACCAUCGAGCGCAACCCCUACACCAUCUUCCACCAGGCUCUGAAAAACUGCGAGCCUGUGAUCGGGCUGGUCCCCAUCCUCAAGGGCGGCCACUUCUACCAGGUCCCUGUGCCCCUAACCGACCGGCGCCGGCGUUUCCUGGCCAUGAAGUGGAUGAUCACCGAGUGCCGAGAGAAUAAGCAUCGGCGGACGCUGAUGCCGGAGAAACUGUCACAGGAGCUGCUGCUGGCUUUCCACAACCAGGGCCCGGUGAUCAAGAAGAAGCAGAAUAUGCACAAGAUGGCCGAGGCCAACCGCGCGCUGGCCCACUACCGCUGGUGGUAGAGGGCGCUCGAAGCUGCUCUGGGUCCUUGUGAAGUCCCUGCAGGUUAAAGGCGCAGCUUCUUUGUAAGGAAGGCCGGGCCUUGCCAGCAUGCAUGUGCCUGCUUCAUUCUUCUGGGGGGGUGGGGGAGCUUAGAACUUGCCCCCCUUGGCUCAUCUCCUUACAAAGGGGAACAUGGUGACUUGGGGAUUUCGUCUGAGGCACUGGGGCCGACCUUUGGCAGGUAGAAAGGGAAGCAGGGGUCGUUUCGGAAAAGGUUUAUUAGAAAAACUUCACUGAACAAAUGGCGCACGUGCUGCAGUGCCACCAUUCAUUGAAACCGACAGGAGAAAAGGGGCUGGUUUCCAAGGUGGCCCCCAGAUAAAAUGUACAAAAUCCAA
Molecule: messenger RNA, 1101 nt
Organism: Echinops telfairi (small Madagascar hedgehog)
Lineage: Eukaryota; Metazoa; Chordata; Mammalia; Afrosoricida; Tenrecidae
Gene: MRPS7
Product: mitochondrial ribosomal protein S7
Exons: 5
Coding region: 1-723 (240 amino acids)
Biological process (GO): ribosomal small subunit assembly; translation
Cellular component (GO): ribosome
Molecular function (GO): mRNA binding; rRNA binding; structural constituent of ribosome
Source: RefSeq, a predicted model, not a curated record